Messenger RNA from Xenopus tropicalis (tropical clawed frog), 2949 nucleotides. RefSeq names its product homologous recombination factor with OB-fold (gene hrob). Bases 129 to 1811 code for a protein of 560 amino acids. The record is from RefSeq and is a predicted model, not a curated record. Gene Ontology annotation, biological process: recombinational repair. NCBI's taxonomy places the organism in Eukaryota, Metazoa, Chordata, Amphibia, Anura, Pipidae. The transcript has 10 exons.
UGUUGUAUCGGAAGUACCCUAUUCAAACUGUGCGUGCAGUUCGGAGUGGCAAGACUUACGCAUAUAUCUGUCGGAGGGUCCGGCUAAAAUGUCAGUUCCUGGUGUUUUAUCAGCGUGACCCCGGAGACAUGGUGGGUUGUGAGGCUCUGAGUUUCCAAAACCUUUUUUCUUCAGAAAAUGACGAUUUUGAUGAUGAGGACUUUCUGUCAGCAUUGGACAAUACAGAGCAGAAUGUCAUUCGCACUGUGCCUUCAGGAGCACGAUCUCUUAGGCCUAUCUCCCACGUGCCUGCCGAGUGCACAAAUGAACCAAAAAGCAGGGUUCCUUCUCCUCCCUGGCACACAAUGCAGCAUCAGGAAGUGGUGGGAAAGAAUGACCAAACACAGAUGGCAUACGAUCUUACCCAGGACAUGGAUGAUGAAGAGCUGUUAUCUGUAUGCAGCAUGCUAGAGGUUCCAGAGAGACCCCUUGACACACAAGAAGCUGGGCAGUCUGUGAGUGUUCCAAGGAAGGAUGGCUCUAGUGGGAACAUCUCAUCCUCCCUUAGACUGUGCCCAACUGGAGAAGCAUGUUUUCAGGCACAUGAUCCCAGGCCCAGUUAUAAGGGUACUGUAGUGUGCCAGCCAAGCAAUUCUCAGAUGAACAGAAUUUGUGCCAACUCUCCAUCUCCCCUGCAGAUACAUUCAAAAGGAAACAAGCACUUUCAGAAUUCAGGCCCUACUGCCAAGAGACCUUGUAGAAGGGACAUGAUAGACACUCAGUCUCUGACACCUCACAGAGGAGAAACUCAAAGCCACCAUACUCCUGUUCAGCCACGGUCAGUUGUGCAGUGUGUGAUAACACCUAGCACUUCACAGCCUUGGAGCCCUGGCCCUUUGCGCCAAACUAGCCCUGUACCCAGUGCCCAAAAUGUCCACACUGCUCCUAAAGCUCCUCUCAUAUCCCCACGUCCACUCAUUCCCAAUUCCUUGCAGACACCUGUGGUAACAAACCACUUGGUGCAGCUGGUGACUGCAGCCAAUCAGACGCCAAGGAGACUUUCAUGGGAGACACCACCACCAAAAGAGAGGAGGUUCCCUGGGCCAGCUGGCUUAUUGCCACAUCAGUUUAAUGUAAGGGGCUUGGAUGAGAUCAGUGUAUCUACUCCUCAUACUCCAGCACAUGGGGCAAGAGCCAAGCUUAGCACUAAGCAGGCAAGCCUGGCUUCUCAGCAGCCGACGGAAGAGGAGUUUGGCAAAGGCCCGUGGGCAUCCUUGAAGGCUGAGUUGGCAUUGGAUGAGAAUGAUCCCACCUGCUUUCUAAGGACAUACAGCGUAGUGAUGGUGCUGCGUAAGGCAGCUCUAAAGCAGCUUCCGAAAAACAAGGUUCCGCGAAUGGCCGUGGCUCUCAAAUCCCUUACUCCAGCUAAUGGUGAUGCUAGUGCAGUAUUCAGAGACCACACCGGUGAUAUACAGGGCACUGUCCACCACCUAUUACUGGAUGAGAAAGAAAGUGACCUGAAGGUUGGCAGUGUCCUCUUAUUACAGCAGGUUGGAGUCUUCUCCCCAUCUAAUCGCAACCAUUAUCUGAACGUGACCCCUAACAAUCUGGUGAAAAUCUACCCUCCGGAGGAGGAAGGCACCCAUGCAAGGCUGGAAGCUCCACCAGUGUCAAGUGAGACUGAUUUGAACAGUAAUCGAAUUGAGACCCCAGCUCGUCUAUCAACCAACACAAGAACAGCUGGAGCCCCACAGCCACCAUCACUUGGAGAGUGGGAUAUGGAUGACCUGGAUUCUCUCCUAUGUGAUCUUCCUGAGGAUACUGGGGACUGAACCCACUCUAAUAUGACCUUCUCUGUAGCAUGAUGUCCUCAUAAGCAGGAUGGAGUGACUCCAUAAAUGACUUCUACUUCCCUGCUAUCUGUGGCCUUUUGCAGAUUUCACAUAACAGCCAUGGCUGCCCUAGAGUGUGCAUCUUUAACUGCCUACAGAUAUACAAUAUCAAAUAAAGUGUGUUAAACUUUAGAGGGGUCCAGUGGUAGCCACUGUUAUGUUUUGUAUACGGAGGGGAUUUCCUUUACUAUAAUGUCAAUGCUUCAGUUUUGCUACAUACUUUAUACAUAUCCCAUCAGGCACUGCAGCUAUUCAUAAGAAAGAAAACAUGAGCCUUAUAUGUUAGAGUCCAUACAGCUGUUGCCCAGUAUCCAAAGUGACAUUCUACGUACUUUCCAUUUUCAGUAUUGUUUGGCUUAGUUUCUUUGGUGUUUCACUAUCACAAUUGUGUGCUUCGGUCUGUUAAGGCAUGGUCAAAAUUAACUGUUUGAUAUUCAUACAUGUCCACCAAUCAAGAAGCAGCUUUUUGCUUGUUUCCUGUUUCCCUACUAUAUUUUUAAUUGAUCAUCCCAGUGUUUAGUUUUUCUCACUGUAUGAUACAGAUACUGGACCUGUUAACUAAAAUUCUUGGGACCUGGAGUUCUCCGGAUUAGUGUUUUUGUUUUUUUUUGUUUUGUUUUUUUUUUUUCAUUUUGAUUGGUGGAUUUUUAUGAAGUAAGUAGACCUUGCAAAGCUAAUGAAAAAGUAUGUCAAACUGUCUUUGUAUGACACAUAUGCUAUAAGGGGAACCCCUGUGUGGUGCUCUAUGGAGAUCCCUGUAAAAUGUUAUCAUGGACAUUUAGAGUUAUAACUGCUAUUUAAAAGGAGAAAUCUGAAUAACAUACUUUUGUAUAAUUUACUCUGUAUAUUUGGUGUAUAUUUCAGUUUCUGUAGAUUUAAUGUUAUAAAAAAAAUAAAUACCUUUCCAGAAAACCAAAUUAUAAUCAUGGCAGUAUAAGUUGCUUGUGCAUAGACAUGGUUACAUCUGCUCACUACUUCCAGAGGGAACUCACUCUGAUAUUGUUAAUGGGAAUUAAGGUGUCCCUCGCCUUAUAAAGAGAUACUGAUACCAGAUAUUAAACCCUUUUUACAACUGUCA